AUGCCAGCACCGCCGAACAAACCUCCGCCUGAACCAGCAGCUGCGUCCAAGGAGGAAAACAUCUACAUACCCUCUUUCAUCAGUAAAAAGCCAUUCUAUGCCAUUGACGGCGAAGAUGAGAACGACUACCUGCAACAUCAAAGACGAGAGCGCAAGGAUGAGAAAUCACAAUGGUACGAUCGAGGGAGGAAAGCCGGCCCUGCCGCCACCAAAUAUCGCAAAGGCGCAUGCGAAAACUGCGGUGCUAUGACACACAAGGCGAAAGACUGCCUAAGUCGACCGAGAGCAAAAGGUGCGAAGCAUACAGGGAAGGAUAUACAAGCAGACGAAAUUGUGCAGGAUGUCAGGCUUGGCUGGGAUGCGAAGCGUGACCGCUGGAACGGAUAUGAUGCCAAGGACUACCGAAAUGUGGUCGAGGAUUUCAACCAAAUGGAAGAGCUACGCAAGAAAGCGCGAAAGCCAGGCGAGGGAGAUAUUGCCGAGGACGAGGACAAGUAUGCCGAAGAGAACGACAUGAGCAAACAUCAGAGCACAGCAACAAGACAGCUCCGCUUACGAGAAGACACGGCAAAAUAUCUACUGAAUCUUGACACCGAGUCAGCGAAAUACGAUCCAAAAACUCGCGCCUUGGUGGAUGGUGGCGCGACAAAGGACAAGGCAGCAGACAUGUUUGCUGAGGAAGGAUUCACUCGCUCAUCGGGUGACGCGGGCGCUUUCGAGAAAGCUCAGAGGUACGCCUGGGAGACGCAAGAAAAGUCGGGCGACACCUCGCAACACUUACAAGCCAACCCAACAGCGGGCGAGUACUACCGCAAGAAGGAUCUGGAAGAGGCCGAGAGGAAACGUGCAGAGAAAGAGAAGGCCCUGCUCGAAAAGUAUGGAGGAGGCAGCACCAAAUCAAUGCCAGCCUCCUUGCGAAAGCUGGCGGUCACGGAAUCAGAACAGUUUGUUGAGUACGACGAGGCUGGCUUGAUCAAGGGUGCACCAAAGAAACAAGCCAAGUCCAAGUACACCGAGGACGUCCUGAUCAACAACCACACGUCAGUAUGGGGUAGCUGGUGGUCAAACUUCAAAUGGGGCUACUCGUGCUGCCAUUCAUUCGUCAAGAACAGCUAUUGCACAGGCGAGGAGGGCAAAAAGGCAUGGGAAGCCGCAGAGAUCCAGCGCUCUGGUGCCAACCUCAUAGAAGAGGCGCCGGCUGAAAACCCAGAGGACAAGCGCGACGUCAAGGACGGUGAUGAAAAGACGCUGCCGUCGAAGAAAAGGACGCGCGAGGAGAUGAUGAAUGGGGUCUCGGAGGCAGAGAUGGAAGAGUACCGGCGAAAGAGGACUGCGGCAAAUGAUCCCAUGGCGAACAUGUUAGGCAAGGAUGACCUUCUGUAG
Emericellopsis cladophorae is the source of this 1383-nucleotide messenger RNA. Its product is annotated as Pre-mRNA-splicing factor SLU7. The transcript has a single exon. The record is from RefSeq and is a predicted model, not a curated record. Gene Ontology annotation, cellular component: spliceosomal complex. Gene Ontology annotation, molecular function: pre-mRNA 3'-splice site binding. Lineage: Eukaryota; Fungi; Ascomycota; Sordariomycetes; Hypocreales; Bionectriaceae. Bases 1 to 1383 code for a protein of 460 amino acids. Gene Ontology annotation, biological process: mRNA splicing, via spliceosome.